UCCGUUUCUUUUUAGAAAAAUGAAGGCAAAUAUUAUAAGACGGAACCCAGACUCCCACUCUGUAACACAAACCCGAAAUCCUAUCACACUGUCACACAAUACCCAACCUAGUCUCAACUUCGAAAUUAAGAAAUGACCCUCACCCAAACUGCGACCGGGAUCAACCUUGACCCUGAGUUGGAGUUGGGGUGGGAAUGGAAUCUUGGGUAGAGGCCAAGAUUGUCAGGGGUUCGAACCCGAGUCGGGAUUUGAAAGUCAAGUCUCGAAAUCGGGGUCAAGAGUCAAGUCUCAGGUCAUGUAGGGGUCGAGGUCCCGAGUCGAGAUUGUAUCAAAGUAGGUUCAUGGUGAGGAGUCGAGUCCUGGGUCAGGCCGGAAUAAGGAGUCUGGUAUCAGAUCGGGGUUGGGGAUGGGGUCAAAAUUGAGGUUUGAGGAGUCGGGAUCGCAUCCCGGACUGAGGUCGGAAGUUGGGUCCCAAAUUGGUGUUGGUGUCGGGGUCAAGAGUUGAGAGUUGGGUCCUGGGUUGAGGUUGGAGGUAUAUGGUCCUGAUUUAGUAUUAGGAUCAAGGUUAGGAGUUGGGUCUUGGAUCGGGUCCAUAGUCGAGGUCGGAUCCCAGGUUAAGGCAGGAGUUGGAUCUUGAAAUGGGGUUAGGUGUCAUUCCUUGGUCGAGUCGGAUGGUGAGGUCGGAAGAGAGAUUUCAAAAAUUGUUUCCAUAUUUUUUUAUAUAGAAAAAGUUUUUUCUUAUAUUAGAGAAAAAUAAAUUUAUUUGAAAAGUAGUUCCUCUAAAAUGUUUACGUACCACACACAUCCUUUACUUUCGAAAGUCGCAUUUGAUUCUCUCCGUAUAUUUUACAAGUCAAAUUUACACUUAGAUAUUCUAUUAUAAAUAGAGGCUCUAAUAUGUUAAACAACACAAAUCUCUCUAGUUUGAGAAAAUGGCCAAGUCUACUUCUUCAUCCCCAAUAGCCAAAACAUUUUCCUCUUUUUUUCUUUCUUUAUUUUUCUUAUUCAUAAUCUUCUCCUCUUCCACUGCGACGAUCCAAAAUAAUGAUAGAAGGCUUGAAGGUAAGGUAGCAAUAAUAACUGGUGGAGCUAGUGGCAUAGGAGCAGCCACAGCUAGACGUUUUGUUCGACAAGGUGCAAAAGUUGUAAUUUGUGACAUUCAAGACAAUCUUGGAACUUCCGUAGCACAACAAAUUGGCAAUACGCAAACAAUUAUCUAUGUCCAUUGUGAUGUUUCAAUAGAAUCGGACGUUCAAAAUGUUGUUAAUACAACAAUUGCUAAAUUUGGUAAGCUCGACAUAAUGUUUAGUAACGCUGGUGUAAUGGGCAAUCCAUUUACCAGUAUCCAAGACAUUGAUUACAACAUGAUUAAGAAGACAUUCGAUGUAAACGUUGUUGGAGGGUUCUUUUGCGCGAAACAUGCUGCUAGAGUGAUGAUUCCGAAAAAGAAAGGUGUCAUUAUUUUCACUACAAGUAUAGUAUCGACGUUAUAUAGUGAUUUGACUCACAUCUAUACCGCUUCAAAGAAUGCACUUUUGGGACUUACUAAGAAUGUUGGAGUCGAAUUAGCGAAAUACGGAAUAAGAGUUAACAGUGUUUCUCCUUAUGCAAUUAGCACACCAUUGAUGUUAAAUGCAUUUAGAGUAAACAAAGAAAUGGGUGAUAAAUGGUUUGCAGAAGGAGCAAAUUUAAAAGGAGUUCUACUAAGUGUUGAAGAUGUGGCAAAUGGAGUGUUGUAUUUGGCAAGUGAUGAAUCUAAAUAUGCAAGUGGACUUAAUCUUAUACUUGAUGGUGGUUAUACCACUACAAAUAUUGCUUUAGGAGAGGCCUACAAGAGAUUGUUCAUCAACAAAACAAUGUAAUAUUAUUAUAAAAAUAGGAAUAAAUAAAGAUACACCAACUAAUUAUAUAUGGUGAAA
Molecule: messenger RNA, 1919 nt
Organism: Solanum pennellii
Lineage: Eukaryota; Viridiplantae; Streptophyta; Magnoliopsida; Solanales; Solanaceae
Product: secoisolariciresinol dehydrogenase-like
Exons: 2
Coding region: 933-1862 (309 amino acids)
Molecular function (GO): oxidoreductase activity
Source: RefSeq, a predicted model, not a curated record